UCUCUCACUUUCAGUCAGAGACGUCACCAGCAUUUUGCUCACCUACCUCUCUCUCUCUCUCUCAUAUUUUACAUUUUUUCUUUUUCUUUUUUCCUUUCUCAGUGAUUUGGUCACUCUCUCAGAAUGUUGAAUCAAAGUAUCAAACUCUCUCUCAAAGUCAUACACCAAAAAAAUUGAAAAAAAAAAAAAAAAACUCCAUUUUCAAUUGAGCAAAGUGCAUAGUGGAAAGUACAGGCUGAAUAUAACAUUUAUUUUCUGUGGGGUCCAGACCCCACCACCAUUCUCGUCCACCUCCUUGACAAUGCUGCUACUGGGUUUCACCCAACUCCCCCAACAAACUCCCCCUCCUCACCAACCACAAAGCCUUUGCAUUUUUGUCUAAAUAAGCCUUUCUGUUCCUUUGUUUCCCAGAUUGGUUUCUUCUUUCUAUGUUUGUUUGUAUUUGUGUUUUUUUUUAUGGCUCUCAAAGCUUCUCCUAUCUGGGUUUGUCCCAGAACCCCUUGUUCUGAUUUGGGGUCCUCAGAUUUGUGGUCUAGGAAUUCUGGGUCAGCUUUCAAUUUGAGGUUCGAUUUGGAAAAGUCUCGCAAAUGGGAAUGUUGUUGUUUGGCUGUUUUGGCUCAGAGAGCUAUUACUUCUGUGGAAGAUGAGAAGCCAAACGUGUCUGGUGUUGAACCUUCUUGGGGCAUUGAAAGGACUCAGGGCAAUGAGUCCAGAGGAUUUCACAAGGAUUUGAACCUUCUUCCUAAACCUUUGUCUGCAAAUGACUUAUCUUCUUGUUCAAAAGAUGGUUCAAAAGUGCGGGUUGCCUAUCAGGGGUUACCAGGAGCAUAUAGUGAGGCUGCAGCUCUUAAGGCAUACCCCAAGUGUGAGACUGUCCCAUGUGACCAGUUUGAAGAAGCAUUCAAGGCUGUUGAACUGUGGUUGGUGGAUAAAGCAGUUCUUCCAAUUGAGAAUUCUGUGGGUGGGAGCAUUCACCGUAAUUAUGACUUGCUCCUUCGCCAUAGGCUGAACAUAGUCGGGGAGGUGCAGUUGCAAGUUAAUCAUUGCCUUUUAGGGUUGCCCGGUGUAAGAAAGGAGGAGAUAAAAAAAGUUUUGAGCCAUCCUCAGGCUCUUGCUCAAUGUGACAUAAUGCUUAGCAAUUUAGGUGUUGUCAGAAUAAAUACUGAUGAUACUGCCGGUGCUGCUCAGAUGGUGGCGUCAACUGGCCUAAGAGAUACUGGAGCUGUUGCAAGUGCUAGAGCUGCAGAAAUAUAUGGGCUUGAUGUACUUGCUGAAAAAAUCCAGGAUGAUGACGAUAAUAUUACUCGUUUUCUGGUGCUUGCAAGAGAACAUAUAAUUCCAGGAACUGACAGGCCCUAUAAGACAAGCAUUGUUUUUACAUUAGAAGAAGGUGCUGGUGUACUAUUCAAAGCUUUGGCAGUGUUUGCUCUCAGGGACAUUAAUUUGACAAAGAUUGAGAGUCGCCCACAGAAACAGCGUCCUUUAAGAGUUGUUGACGAUUCCAAUGAAGGGAGCGCCAAGUAUUUUGACUACAUGUUCUACAUCGAUUUUGAAGCUUCUAUGGCAGAGCCUCGCGCCCAAUAUGCUUUAGAACAUCUGCAGGAAUUUGCAACAUUUCUUCGUGUACUUGGUUGCUAUCCGAUGGAUACUGGUCUAUAAAAGAUCCUCUCUUGAGUCUAUUAUACUUGGGAUGGCCAAUUCUUCAAUGCAGAAGUUCAACCAUCGAUGUUGUACAUAUAUUUGAUCCCUUCUGAAGCCAACGCCUGGAAGAGGUUCUUCUUGAAUUAGAGCCAAGUUUCUGAUCAGGAGGACAUUUUCUUCUGCAGGAUCAUUCUCUUUCUCUUUCAGAAUUCUUUCCAUCUCCUAAUGGAGGUGUUGUGGGAUAUCACAAUUUCAGGCAUAACACACAAAGGCAUAACCUUAUGUGGUUUAUACGCACUUGUGCAGGGAUUUUAGGAUGUAUUGAACUAAUAAUUCAUUAGAUUUUUUUUUUUUUGAAUUUUUUUAUUCUUAUCUGCAAGACAUUUUGCUUAUCAUGGUUUGUAAGCAUUUACAUUUCUUUUCUAGAGGCUCAGAGAAAUUGACUUAAUUGACCUAUAUUCUUCUUUUGAAAAGAAAAGAAAUCACUUAUCAUCA
Quercus robur (English oak) is the source of this 2136-nucleotide messenger RNA. RefSeq names its product arogenate dehydratase/prephenate dehydratase 1, chloroplastic. Gene Ontology annotation, cellular component: chloroplast; cytoplasm. Lineage: Eukaryota; Viridiplantae; Streptophyta; Magnoliopsida; Fagales; Fagaceae. Bases 457 to 1659 code for a protein of 400 amino acids. Gene Ontology annotation, biological process: L-phenylalanine biosynthetic process. The transcript is spliced from 11 exons. Gene Ontology annotation, molecular function: prephenate dehydratase activity; arogenate dehydratase activity. The record is from RefSeq and is a predicted model, not a curated record.